Nyctereutes procyonoides (raccoon dog) is the source of this 1858-nucleotide messenger RNA. RefSeq lists its product as uncharacterized. The coding region runs from base 736 to 1458 and encodes 240 amino acids. The record is from RefSeq and is a predicted model, not a curated record. Lineage: Eukaryota; Metazoa; Chordata; Mammalia; Carnivora; Canidae. The transcript has 7 exons.
UAGCCCCCAAGUGAUGUGAGAACAGACUCUCCAUGAAUGCGCAUAUUCUUUAAAAGUUCCCAGGGUAUUUUUCUCUAGUGGUUGAGUUACAAAACUGGGUCCCAAACCUAUCAAAUAGCAAUUAUACAUAUACAUUUUCAGUAGGAUGCUAGAAACCUUUAAAUACAGCAGUUGUUAUGGUACUGUAAAAGCAAGACAUUACAGUUUGGAGUAAAUAGGUAACUUAAAUACCAAAAGUAUAUAAAUGCAUAGUCAGGAAUAUUAUUUUCAAAAUUGCAUGGUUAUUGAUCUCCACAUUGAUAUAGACAUUGUUACUUAUUUUCUCCGGCUGUUUUCCCUUCUCUUUUCACCCUUCCCUUUCUAGCCCACUAGUAAGGUAAAAUAGAUGAACUUGCUUAGUAAUUCACAUCCUUUUCUUUCUUCCUUUACAUAAAGACUUGGAAGUUAGCUUGAUCCCUGAAGGACAGGUAGGAUUGAUUACUUGAGAAAAGCCAAAUGGUAUAUCAGUUAGGAGGAAGAGUGUGCUCAAUGCUUGGAACAUGAGAACAGUUGAGAAGUCCAUAUUGGCUAAAGCAGGGUAGGAAGUAGAGAGAGAAUCAGUCCUCGACAAAUGUCGGAUGUCAGGCUGAAGUGUGAAUACGAGACAAUGAGGAAUCAUUGAAGUUUUUUAAGUGGAGAAUCACAUUCAGAAACUGCCAUUCUAGAAGAUUCAUCUGACAGCAGAGACAGGAACAGAUGGAAAUGGAGAGAGACACAGAGGGAUCUGAAGAAUUGGCUUACAUUAUUGUACAGGCCAGCAAGUCCAAAUCUGGGUUGAUUGAACAACAGGCUGGAAACACAGCAACAUCAAGGCUGGCACUUGACCAAAUAUCUGGAUGCCAUAGCACACCCAAGUUAGCACAUAAAACUAACCAUCACAGUUUUUCACUCCUGGUUUUUCUGGCCACUGCGUUCACUUGGGAUCUACUAAGAGCCAUUAUCUAUGCAGGCCAAGACCGAGUCUCCAAGUCUCUGCCAUCUAGUGGCCAUAGUGAAGAAAUACUGGUUUUCUACACAGCUUUAAAUGUACAAAUGUUGAUCACUAGAUUUUUAGGACUGAAAUGGAACUUAAAGAAGUCAUCAAGCCUGUCCUCAAUAUUUCUGAGCUCAGCAGCAUUCCAGGAGAUAAUAUUGUCAUCUAAAGUACCAACAAAUAUGGACUUCAGCUUCCCUAUGCUCUCUUUGCUGCAGGGAAAGUACUGGGUGCUCAUUUGGUCAGCAUUCCAACAUGCCUCCUACAGCUACCUCUCUCUUGGCUUCUACUUUCUCACCAACCCUGUGGCUCUGGAGGAGGUGGGCCACUUCUUCCUGGAGUGGGCAGAGAAGCGUGAGGGUGCUGAAUGCCUCUUGAAGAUGCAAAACCAGCCCAGUGACCACUCCCUCUUCCAGCAUGGGCAGAAGCCAUUACAAAAUGGGUAGAGUAAAAUCCUGGACACCAUAGAACUGCCAUGGCUCUGGGGAAGAAUAUGAACCAAGCUCUUUCGGAUCUGCAUGCCCUGGGGUCUGCCUCUAUAGACAACCAUCUCUGUGAACGCCUGGAGAACCACUUCCUGGAUGAAGAGGUAAAACUUAUCAAGAAGAUGGGGGGUGAUCACCUGACUCACCUCAGCAGGCUGCCCGGGGCCGCAGGCUGGGCUGGGCAUGUAUCUCUCUAAAAGGCUCACCCUCAAGCAUGACUAGGAACCUCUGAACCCAGUUGCCUUUGAGGGACCCCUCUGGCUUCCCCCUGGUGUCAGUGCUCCUGCCUGAACAUCCCCCCACAUCCACUAGGCAGCUUUUUAACCACCCUGGAGUCCUCUCCCAACCUGUGGACCAAAUA